Molecule: messenger RNA, 3163 nt
Organism: Hippopotamus amphibius kiboko
Lineage: Eukaryota; Metazoa; Chordata; Mammalia; Artiodactyla; Hippopotamidae
Gene: CHFR
Product: checkpoint with forkhead and ring finger domains
Exons: 16
Coding region: 139-2118 (659 amino acids)
Biological process (GO): mitotic cell cycle checkpoint signaling; ubiquitin-dependent protein catabolic process; protein ubiquitination
Cellular component (GO): nucleus
Molecular function (GO): protein binding; ubiquitin-protein transferase activity
Source: RefSeq, a predicted model, not a curated record
GUCGGGACCCGGGGGAGGCUGGAGGUGCGGGCCGCGGCGGCGUGGCGCGGGCGCCGAGGAGGAGCGACGGGCCGCGGCCUCUGCCUUUGCGGUCCGGGUCUCACUCGACGUUUCCGGGUCUCGUCAGAUGUGAGUCCGAUGGAGCGGCCGGGGGAAGGCGAGCAGCAGCCGUGGGGGAGGCUCCUCCGUCUGGGCGCCGAGGAGGGCGAGCCGCACGUUCUCCUGAGGAAACGGGAGUGGACCAUCGGGCGGAGAAGAGGUUGUGACCUUUCAUUCCCCGGCAAUAAACUGGUCUCUGGAGAUCACUGUAAAAUUAUAGUGGAUGAAAAAUCUGGUCAGGUGUCGCUGGAAGAUACCAGCACCAAUGGAACAGUAAUUAACAAGUUGAAGGUUGUUAAGAAGCAGACUUGCCCUUUACAAACUGGGGACGUCAUCUACUUGGUGUACAGGAAGAAUGAGCCAGAACACAAUGUGGCAUACCUCUACGAAUCUUUAAACGAAAAGCAAGGCGCGACACAAGACUCCUUUGAAGCUAAUAAAGAAAAUGUGUUCCACGUGACCAAAGAUACCUCAGGUGCAGGGCGAGGGGAUGACCCCCAGGACCCCCAGGUCCUGCUGCCGCCGCCUGCCACUCAGGUGUGCUUUGAGGAACCACAGCCAUCGACAUCCAUGUCGGACCUCUUCCCCACGGCCUCUACCUCUUCCAUGGAGCCCACCUCUGCAGGGCGAGGGCUUCCCUCCAGCUUCGGCUCCAGAGGUGCAGACGUCUCCCCAAAAGGGUGUGGUCCAUCGGUGGCAAGUGAUGACAUCUCCAGCUUCCCUUCAGCUCUCCCAGACAGAGAGGGGGCAUCCUUUUCUCUGUCAGAACCCCAGGAUCCAGAGGAUUUGGAGCCCAUUAAGAAGAGAGCAAAAGCAGAUGGGGAGCCUGACCUGAGUCUGCCCGUGCUGGUCGCAGACCCGAGCAGAGACCCCCACGCCGCCCUUGACAUCAGAGCUGCAGCCGUGAAGCCAGACAAGAUGGAGGAGACACUCACAUGCAUCAUCUGCCAGGAUCUGCUGCACGACUGUGUGAGCCUGCAGCCCUGUAUGCACACCUUCUGCGCCGCCUGCUACUCAGGCUGGAUGGAGCGCUCCUCCCUGUGCCCCACCUGUCGCUGUCCCGUGGAGCGGAUCUGUAAAAACCACAUCCUCAACAACCUGGUGGAGGCGUACCUGCUGCAGCACCCGGCCAAGAGGCGCAGCGAGGAGGACGUGCGCAGCAUGGCUGCCAGGAACAGGAUCACGCAGGACAUGCUGCAGCCCAAGGUCAGGAGGGCCUUCUCCGACGAGGAGGGGAGCUCCGAGGACCUGCUGGAGCUGUCGGACGUGGACAGCGAGUCCUCGGACAUUAGCCAGCCAUACAUCGUGUGCAGACAGUGCCCUGAGUACCGCAGACAGGCGGGGCAGCCCCUUCCCUGCCCAGGGCCCGGCAAUGAGCCGGGGGAACCACAGGCCCCUGGGGAUGCACCAUCGACAUCCGCCAGUGUCACGACAGCCCAGGACUACGUGUGCGCCCUGCAGGGAAGCCACGCCAUAUGCACCUGCUGCUUCCAGCCCAUGCCCGACCGGAGGGCGGAGCGCGAGCGGGACCCCCGCAUCGCCCCCCAGCAGUGUGCCAUCUGCCUGCAGCCCUUCUGCCACCUGUACUGGGGCUGCGCCCGCACCGGCUGCCUCGGCUGCCUGGCCCCGUUCUGUGAACUCAACCUGGGUGACCGGUGUCUGGAUGGAGUGCUGAGCAACAACAACUACGAGUCGGACGUCCUGAAGAACUACCUGACCACCAGGGGUUUGACGUGGAAAAACAUGUUGACCGAGAGCCUCGGGGCUCUGCAAAGGGGAGCGUUCCUGCUGUCUGAUUACAGGAUCACCGGAAACACCGUGCUGUGCUACUGCUGCGGCCUGCGGAGCUUCCGCGAGCUGACCUACCAGUAUCGGCAGAACAUUCCUGCUUCCGAGCUGCCAGUGGCCGUAACAUCCCGUCCUGAUUGCUAUUGGGGCCGCAACUGCCGCACUCAGGUGAAGGCCCACCACGCAAUGAAAUUCAAUCACAUCUGUGAACAGACGAGGUUCAAGAACUAAGCAUCCAGGGAGGCACCAUGAUGGCUUGGGAGUGUUGGCGGUCAAUGACACGUGUUUCAGAAAACACUGAGUACAAACAUUCUAAGGGCAUUUCACAGCCCCCUUCAGAGGGUGCUGGGGUCUCUGCGUUGGCCACUCUGAUGUGAUCUGUCUUUUGUGGAGCGAGACCCUCUUGGCGAGAACCCCCACUAGUGGCGCCCAGAGCUCUGGGGCCGGAACAAGAGCUGUCAGCCGUCCCCUCCUGUUGAACAUGACCAUGAGGUUUGCUCUCUGUCCCUUUCCCACAGCCAUGGUCAGAGCAGAUGUCUCUCUUCACGAAAAGUGUCCUGGGAGAAGAAGGGGAAUUUGUCAGAAACGCUGUGCUGUGUGAGGACAGGGAGCAAAAUUCCAGCCAGGGACGCACAGCGGCUGACAUGUAUUUUCAUAGGUUUGGUGCUCAUCUCCUAAUAAGACUUAAAUAUCACAAACUGUAGCACAAACAAUAUAAUUUAUAAUUUAAAAAUUGACUAAAAUUGGAGAUAGUAUGGUAUUUGAAAGAAUAAGCAUAUGUUUCUGUGUGUGAAAAAAGAGUCAUCAGACGUUCAGGACCUCCUGGUGCCGAGGGUGUGGUUGGUCUCUGCCACACUGGGCUCCUCCUCGGCACACCUGCAGCCCCGCCAAGCUGUCCCGCCUGCUUCACUCCUCUGCCACUGAGGCCAGAGUGGCCCAGGGACCUGGAGUGCAGGUUCGUCCCUGUGGCGCCCUGGCCACUUGGUGCAGCCUCUUCCCACCUAGAGCUUCCACAAGUCCUACCCUUCCCUCCUGCGAUGGGUUUGCCGUGUCAUCUGGAAUAAUACUUGAAAUUUUGUUGUUUAAAAAAAAAAAAAGUUUUUUAUCAUUUGUUGAAAUCACCUGUUACGUUUGUUUGCAAAAUUGUACCUUUUUGCUUCUUCUCAGGAAUACAGUUUUCAACUUUGUCUUGCUCUUGAUACAGACUCUGAGAAGCAGCACUCCAUGGAAGAGGCCUCCUUCCUGUGUUCUAAUAAACAUGCCGUGUCUGUUUCUC